Molecule: messenger RNA, 1452 nt
Organism: Desarmillaria tabescens
Lineage: Eukaryota; Fungi; Basidiomycota; Agaricomycetes; Agaricales; Physalacriaceae
Product: pleckstrin-like protein
Exons: 4
Coding region: 1-1452 (483 amino acids)
Source: RefSeq, a predicted model, not a curated record
AUGUCUGCACCUGCUGCGGCUCCUUCAGCGCAGGAAGUCCAACGAAAACUCUCUGUCCACUCUGCUGCCAAAAGUCCUAAACCUCAAAGCAUUUCCAUUGCCGCUGUCUCUGGCACAGAAUCAGAUUCGGAUUCCAUUUUGACCCCAGAUGUACAUCCAAUAUUGCCUUCGGGAAUGGUCACUGGCGUUACUGGCUCAGUUCACGGCGCGGCUCUUAUCCAGGCCCCGCUUUCCGCUAUCGCUGAGAGAUCUAACAGUGGUGAGGAUACGGAGGAUGAAGACGACGAGGAAGAGGGAGGCUGGAAAUCCGCUGCCAGUAGGGUGGGCACUCAUGAUUCCGUUGACGAAAGUGUCAUCAAAGCUGGCUAUUUAUGGAAGAAGGGCGAGCGAAGAAAGACAUGGAAAAAGCGGUGGUUCGUUCUACGACCGACACAAUUGGCAUACUACAAGACAAAUGCAGAGUACCAACUACUUCGCCUUUUGGAAUUAUCGGAUGUCCAUUCCUGCACACAAGUCUCCUUAAAGAAACACGAAAACACAUUUGGGCUCGUCUCGCCUGUGCGAACUUUCUAUCUGCAGGCUAAAUCGCCAGGCGAUGUCCAGGAAUGGGUCACCGCCAUUGAUGAAGCUAGGCAAACUCUUCUUGCCACAUCGACUCCAAAUUCGGUCUCUAGUCCUAUUCCUAUACCCAAAACACAAGACCGGUCCAGCAGCAUCUCUCCGCCAAUGAUAACACCUUCUCCUCCAUCAUAUCUCAGCUACGCUCAAAACGCAACGUCUUCAGAUUCGGAAGAUGCCUCUCCUGUAGGCCAAAGAACUUAUUCGGUAUCUUCACAACAACGUUCUAGCAUCGCGUCUUCACCGUCAAAAAUGCCAACUGGCGCAGUAAAGGAUCUAACGAAGAGCGUUCUUUCUGGCUACCUCAUGAAGUGUGGGUCGAAGCGGCGUAAUUGGCGUAAACGUUGGUUCGUCCUUUCCGGCGAAAAACUAGUAUAUUACACAAGCCAUAUGGAUGCAAAACCGCAUCGACAAUUCCAGUUGACGGAGAUUCUGGACGCCCUCGAAUACAACUUGCCUGCUCAUCGACAACCGCUCACGACCUCACCUCCCCUACCAGCCUCGAUGGAGCCAGAUGAUAGUCACAGUGAUCAUACCUUCAAGGUUGUAACGACCAAACGAACACUACUUCUUUGUGCGCCGAACGAGGAGGACGAAAUCAAGUGGCUAGGUGCGAUACGAGCGCUCAUUGCUCGCAGAUCUGGUUCCGGUGUCGUCCCUGGUGAGACUGCGAAGAUACCUACCGUCACAUCAUCGACAGCGGAUAUAAGCCCCAAUAGUUCCGGAUUUACAACUGGUUCAAGCGGUGGUAUUAAAGGCAAGGUUCGAAGGGUGAGCGUCAGUGGCUCCGGGGUAAAUCCUGGCGUCAUAGUUGAAGAGGACAGCCAGAAAUAG